Molecule: messenger RNA, 956 nt
Organism: Panonychus citri (citrus red mite)
Lineage: Eukaryota; Metazoa; Arthropoda; Arachnida; Trombidiformes; Tetranychidae
Gene: Mlc1
Product: myosin light chain 1-like
Exons: 5
Coding region: 156-641 (161 amino acids)
Cellular component (GO): muscle myosin complex
Source: RefSeq, a predicted model, not a curated record
CAUUUUUUUCCAUCUCUUCAUCUGAAGCCUCAGUCGAUCAGCAUUUCUCAUUCAGUCCAAAUUGUUCAUCAUCUUCCAUCCUCAUCUUUCUUAUUCUUCUCUCAUUGUUUCCUUUAGUUUACAUUGUCUUCAAGUUUAAUUUGUAAUCAAAUAAAAUGGCUGACCUUAAACCUGCCGAAGUUGAAAAAGCAAAAUUACAUUUUGGAAUCUAUGAUUUUGAAGGUACCGGUAAAGUAGAUGCCGUAAGACUAGGUGAUCUUAUCCGUUCUCUUGACCUGCGACCCACCAAUGCCGCGAUUGAGAAAGCGGGAGGAACCAAGAAGAAGGGAGAAAAAGUUUUAUCUCUCGAGGAAUUCUUACCAAUCUACAGUGAGUUGAAAAAGAAUAAGGAUUGUGGUGCCUACGAAGAUUUGGCCGAAGGUCUUAAAGUCUACGAUAAGAAUGAAAAUGGACUCAUGAUGGAAGCUGAAAUGGCUCAUACUCUUCUCUCCCUUGGUGAAAAAAUGGAAAACGCUGAAGUCGAAGAGUUAAUGAAGGCUUGUGGUGGAACUGUUGACGAAGAUGGUUUCAUUAAAUAUGAAACAUUCGUCAAGAACGUAUUAGCAGGACCUUACCCAGAGGAAGCUGCUGCUGCUCAAUAAUCUAUCAUUAAUUUCCCUUUCUUACUUUCUCUUUCUCUUUCUUUUCUUUCUUUUCUUUCUUUCUUUCCUCAUCCUUCUUUCUUUCUCUGAGUCAGUCUCUUUCUCUCUUUUUCUUUCUCUUUUUCUUUCUUUCUUCUAUCUUCUUUUCUCAAAGAAAAACAAAACACCAAUGUCCAAAUCGUUUUAAUUGAUUGAAAGCAGAAAAACAAACACACAAAAUGUUGAGAACUGAAAACGAAACCAUGAAUUUGAUUGAAUCUACAAUCAAAUCAUAAUUGAAAUUUAAACAAUUUAAAUCAAAAAAAAAACCGAAAA